This is a messenger RNA of Suillus bovinus, 591 nucleotides long. RefSeq lists its product as uncharacterized. Lineage: Eukaryota; Fungi; Basidiomycota; Agaricomycetes; Boletales; Suillaceae. The transcript is spliced from 2 exons. The record is from RefSeq and is a predicted model, not a curated record. The coding region runs from base 1 to 591 and encodes 196 amino acids.
AUGAUGAUGCCUUUGGAGAGGGAGGACUGGAUUCAGGUUGCGCUAGCAGAUGCAGUUCAAGAAUGCUUAGAAAGGGUUCACAUUCAGGCUCUUCGGUCUAACUCAGCCAAGUCAGUGAAAGAUGAGCUUAAAGCACCAUUCGACCUUAUAAUGGAGACUGCUGAUGAGGUAGCGUCCAUCGUCAUUGAUCGAGGCUACGAUCUAUGUCCCUUGCUUUGGUCCAAUAUAUUGGAAGUAAAAUCGAGGCAAGGCAAAAUUGGAGCCCUCAUCAAUGACACAAUGUGGCCUCUCAAAUUCAUUUACAAGAAGGAUGAGACGACCGGCCAAUGGAUGGUGUUCGAACACAAUGCAAUUCUAGAUGUGGUUCUUGGCAUAGUGUGGAAACUCAAAUACCUGCUCAAUGUCACUGACCUCCAUAACCUGUACUGCACGGCUGUAGCUGCAGUCUACUGCGUGUUAUUGCGACUUUCUUCCGGAAAGUUGAAUCGUACAAUCCUCUUCACAAGCAAAGCUUUCAGAUUUAUGUAUGACAUAUCGAUGAAGCACAUUACUGACGUCAUCGAGAAGGACAGUGUCUUAGGAAAGCGAUGA